ACAACUCAUUAGUUGGUGGUGCGGUCUCAGUGAUGGGAACCAAUGACACACUCAUUGUUGUGCAGUUCCUGAUAAUAAUCUUUCUGUGCAUUAACUUAUUGCUCAUUAUAACCUUUUUCCAAAAGGAGUGCUUCUACUCAACUACACGCUACAUCUUAUUUGCUGUUACACUUUUAUCUGAUAGUUUGAUGUUAGUCAUGUCUGAUAUCCUGCUCAUAGUGAACUAUUUUCAUUUUCCCAUACAAAUUUGGGUAUGCAUCAUUUUUAAUGUUGUGCUACUUCUGUAUAAUAUAGUUACACCAGUUACUCUGACUGCAAUGACUCUGGAGCGAUAUGUGGCCAUCUGCAUGCCCCUGCGUCAUGCAGAGCUGUGCUCCACACGCAGCACUAUGCAUUGCAUCCUCAUCAUUCACGGCUUCAGCUCUGUGCCCUGCAUUGUUGUUCUCUCCACCUUUUUUGCAUCAGCCUCUUUUAGUUUGUACAAACAAUACAGCUCGUGCUCUGUGGAGAUAUUUAUGUUGCACAGGUGGCAGGAUCAUGUUAGGUCAGCUGUACAACAAUUUUACUUCUUGAUUAUGGUUAUCAUCAUUGUAUUCGCCUAUGUUAAAAUAAUGAAAGUGGCCAAAGCUGCAUCAGGAGAGGAUAAAAAGUCGUCAUGGAAAGGGCUCAAAACAGUAAUUCUUCAUGGUUUCCAGCUGCUGCUUUGUCUCAUCCAGAUGUGGUGUCCAUUCGUUGAGACUGCUGCAUUACAAAUUGAUUUUGUAUUAUUUGUUGAUAUCAGAUAUACUAACUACAUAUUAUUUAAUAUUACUCCAAGAUGUCUAAGUCCUCUUAUUUAUGGUCUCAGAGAUGAAACCUUUUUUCAUGCAUUGAAAAAUUAUGCCUUUAUUGGCUUUUAUAAAAGAAAUAUUUGA
Molecule: messenger RNA, 914 nt
Organism: Larimichthys crocea (large yellow croaker)
Lineage: Eukaryota; Metazoa; Chordata; Actinopteri; Sciaenidae
Product: odorant receptor 131-2-like
Exons: 1
Coding region: 33-914 (293 amino acids)
Biological process (GO): detection of chemical stimulus involved in sensory perception of smell; G protein-coupled receptor signaling pathway
Cellular component (GO): membrane
Molecular function (GO): odorant binding; olfactory receptor activity; G protein-coupled receptor activity
Source: RefSeq, a predicted model, not a curated record